Molecule: messenger RNA, 1130 nt
Organism: Acyrthosiphon pisum (pea aphid)
Lineage: Eukaryota; Metazoa; Arthropoda; Insecta; Hemiptera; Aphididae
Product: acetylcholinesterase-1
Exons: 4
Coding region: 177-644 (155 amino acids)
Source: RefSeq, a predicted model, not a curated record
AUAACGCAACUGAUCUUGUGUAUACUGAAUUGAAAGAAGAUUUUGAUCAUUACGUAUCGUCAUUUUUAGAGUAUAGAUAUACGACAAAGUAUUCAGAUAUUCCAAUAAUUGGUGACAAGAUAUUUGAACGAUAUUUCCCCGACGGUACUUUGAAAGAUCCAUUGAAUGCUGUCAAAAUGAUUUCUGGCGGUUUAUUUUUACAUGGUAUCUUGAAAAUGGCAAUCGAGUUAUCACGACCGGUGUACUAUUACAUUUACGACCAUUUGAACUAUGUAUCGUUUAAUUCGGUAUAUGGACCAUAUCCAUUUCCAAAAAAAUUAGGGGUAACGCACGCUGACGAAGUAACCAGUUUGUUUUAUACAACUGAACGUGGCGACCUACAGGGAGAGGACCUCAGUGUAUCAAAUCUUAUGGUGGACAUAUGGACAAAUUUCGUAUCCACCGACUCAAUCACAAUUGAUGGUACCAAAAAGGGAAAAAAAUGGCCGAAAUUUAAUACAAAAAAAUAUGAAUUUGUUUUGAUUAAUACAAGUAUUCCUUUAAUUAAAGAGAAGCCGUAUGUUGAUGAGUACGAAUUUUGGAAUAGUUUGCCACUGUUGUCAGGAUUGAAUGAAGCCCGAGCGCCAUAUAAAACUGAACUUUGAUUAUUUAUUUGUAAUUGAAAUAUUAACAAAGUUAACUGAUAUUUAUAAUGUUGAACUUAAAUACUUUAAUUAUGUUUAAACCAGUAGUUAUAGGUAUAUAACAAAUAACAAUAUAUUAUUUGAAUAUUAUAUAGACUUAGUAGACGAAAUUCUUACGCAAUCUAAUAAAGAAAAAAAAUAUGUGUGCCAUACAACUCUAUACUUUUUCUAAUAUUAAGAAUAUAAGUACGAGGUCUGUAACUAUUUAUUAUUGUAACAAUUAAAUUGUAAUCAAGUACUAAGUGUCUAAGUAUAAUAUAUUAUAUAAAUAAUCUUAAAUACCUACAUAAUAAUAAUUUAUGUAGAUAGUAGUUAAUUUGAUUUAUAUUUAUUUUUAAUUAUAACAUAAUAUUAUAGUAGCCGAUUAGUAUAAUAAAUGAGCCUAUACUAUAGGCCCUAUAGUAGUAUAAUUCUAUAGUUUGGAUAAUAUAGCAGAGUAUAGUAAAA